AGAGAGAGAGAGAUCUUCCCAUCCCAUGGCUUUCGCCGUCGCCUCCAAGGCGGCCCCGCUGGCCGGCCUCCUCAAGAAGCUCCUCCUCGCCGCGCCGUCCGCCUCCUGGGCCGCACCCGCGCCCGCCGCCGCAGCGCUCUGCCCAGCUCCAGCGAGCGUCGUCGCUUCCCGCCGCCUCUUCAGCACUGGCGGCGCGCCAUUCCGCCGCGACGACUUCGACAGCGAGGAGUACAGCACCGACGAGGAGGAGUACAGCGGCGACGAGGAUGUCGUCUACGGUCGCCCUCGUGCGCGCGGCUUCUCCGUCUCCAUGUCCUCCUCAGCAGACGAGCCGAUGAGCCUGGGCCGCCGUCUGCUGGCGCUGAUGGAGGACGAGGCGGCGGAGGCGCCAAGGCGCGAGUGCUGGGUGUCCAAGGAGGACGCCGACGCGGUGAAGCUGAAGGUGGCGAUGCCGGGGCUGGGGAAGGAGCACGUGAAGGUGUGGGCGGACCAGGACGAGCUGGCGAUCGAGGGGGAGGGCGUCAAGGACACCGAGUACGACGACGAGGACGAGGCCCCAGCGUGGUACGGGCACCGCAUCGAGUUCCCGGCAGACACUUUCAAGAUGGACCAGGUCAAGGCUGUGAUGAAGGAUGGGGUGCUCAAGGUCACCGUGCCCAAGAUCAAGCUCGAGGACCGCGAGGACGUGUUCCUGGUCAAGGUCGAGUAGGGGAAGGGGAAGGGGAAGGUAUGGAGUCAGUCAGUCCGGGUCUCGUAGUUCAGUAGUUUAGUGGAGUAGUAGUUGUUGCUCAUGGAGGAGGUUGCGGAUUGCUAGCGAGAGGGAGACGUGCUUUUUUGGGAUGGCGAUGUUGUCUUGUGCCUGAUGGUGUCUGAGGCAGGGCAGCCAUGUUUACCUUUUCAGUUCGUCAUGUACCUUUCAGUUCGUCAUGUUCUGGUUUCGUGAUGGUGAUGAUCACUGAUGAUAUCUUGCUAUGAACUUCUGAUGAGUAAUGGCAUUCGCAGUUACCGAUUGGGAUCUA
This is a messenger RNA of Sorghum bicolor (sorghum), 1019 nucleotides long. Its product is annotated as 26.2 kDa heat shock protein, mitochondrial. NCBI's taxonomy places the organism in Eukaryota, Viridiplantae, Streptophyta, Magnoliopsida, Poales, Poaceae. The record is from RefSeq and is a predicted model, not a curated record. The transcript is spliced from 2 exons. Bases 26 to 709 code for a protein of 227 amino acids.